Ricinus communis (castor bean) is the source of this 1723-nucleotide messenger RNA. Its product is annotated as protein JINGUBANG. Gene Ontology annotation, molecular function: protein binding. The transcript has a single exon. The record is from RefSeq and is a predicted model, not a curated record. Lineage: Eukaryota; Viridiplantae; Streptophyta; Magnoliopsida; Malpighiales; Euphorbiaceae. The coding region runs from base 242 to 1459 and encodes 405 amino acids.
CAGAACCAAUUCGUACACCCCACCCAGAUAUUAGAAGGUCUAAGUGGGCCAUUCUUGCUUCUCUUUUUUGCUAAUCAUGCUUUUUUUUCCCUUAAUCUACUUGUCUUCUUUGUUAAAUAAUUAUCUUAAUCUCAGUUAAUAUCAUGAUUAGUUCUCUAUAUAGUUUACUCACUUCACCUUCUUCCCGUCAUCGAUAUUUUUUUGUUAUGAGUCUUUCUUUCUCUUCUCUAUCUCAGAUGACAUGUUGGGAAUCAUGUCGUUCCAUUCAGAAUAUGAUUCUCAAUCUUAUUCAAACCUACCAUCUUUUUCUUCACAACCAAGCCUCCAAUCACUUCCUUCUCUUACCUCAGACCGGCAAUACUUCCUCUCUACCACCAGUCGCCAGCACCACUGCCUCGCCACUCUUAAGGGCCACACCACAUACAUAUCCUCUCUAACCCUAGCUGGAAAGUUCCUAUACAGUGGUUCCUCGGACAAAGAAAUCCGAUCUUGGAACCGAAACCCUUUAGACUCGGAAGUUAUUGAUCAAGAAAACCUAUGCAAUAGCGUAGUAGCUGCGGGGAAAGGUGCAGUGAAGUCUUUAGUAGUUUUAGCUGAUAAGCUAUUUAGUGCUCACCAAGAUCAUAAAAUCCGAGUAUGGAGAAUCAGUAGCCAAGAACUUGAUAAUCAACAUCAACAAAAGUAUACACAUUUAGCCACACUACCUACUCUUGGUGACCGUGCCUUCAAGAUUCUGUUGCCAAAGAACCAAGUUCAGAUUAGAAGGCACAAAACAUGCACAUGGGUUCAUCAUGUUGACACAGUAUCAGCAAUUUCCUUGUCGAGAGAUGAGUCUCUUCUCUAUUCCGUUUCAUGGGAUAGAACACUCAAGAUAUGGAGGACAAGUGACUUCAAAUGUUUGGAGUCAAUAGCAAAUGCACAUGAUGAUGCUAUAAAUGCAGUAGCAGUAUCAGAUGACGGAGACGUUUACACUGGAUCAGCUGACAAGAAAAUCAAGGUAUGGAGGAAAAGCACAGGGGAGAAAAAGAAGCAUUCUCUAGUUGGUACAUUAGAAAAACACAACUCUGGGAUUAAUGCCCUAGCACUAAGCACGGAUGGGUAUCUUCUAUAUUCUGGUGCUUCUGACAGAUCAAUAGUGGUGUGGGAGAAGGAUGAUGAUGGUGGUGGCGACAUGGUGGUUUUGGGUGCUCUUAGAGGGCACAAACAGUCCAUAUUAUGCCUGGUCGUUGUGUCUGAUUUGGUCUGUAGUGGCUCUGGCGACAAAACUAUAAGAGUUUGGAGAUGUGUUGACAGGAACUACUGUUGUUUAGCAGUCUUUGAAGGACACAAAGGCCCUGUCAAGUGCUUGACAGCAACUAUUGAUCAUCACAAUUCAUCUGAAACAUCGUACCUUAUCUACAGUGGAAGUUUAGACUGUGAUAUCAAGGUCUGGCAGCUUCAUGUCCCCAUCGACAUCUAGCAAAACUUCUUCUUCUUCUUCAACUAGGCUGAUUUUUGUACAUGCAUAUGACAUGAUAUGAUAUGAUUGAGACGACUCUUCAUAAUUCUCUCUUCCUUUUCCUUUUCAUCAUCCAUCUUUGCUAUUUUUCUUUGUCCACCUUUCUUUUUUAAGGUCAUAAGUUUGUAGUUGUUUUUCUUGUGAAGACUGCUGCGUGGGUAAGCUUUGAAACUAAGGGUCCGCAAUGAGAUAAUUCGCUCUAGCUUUAAUGCUGUUUUGUUUUAA